CGCUCACGCCAACUAGCACGAAAAAUAGAUAAUAAAAAUAAUAAUACAAAUAAGCCAGCUGUGUUGAGCUAGCUAAGUAAAAUGCCCUGUUGGUACUAUGACAAAAAGGAGUUGCGUGAAACACCUUCGAUUAAGGAUGGCGUAACGUACGAGACCGAGCGACGCUACCGCAAGGAGGGCGCUCGCUUCAUCAUGGAAUGCGGCACCAAGAUGGGACUCGGCCACAACACAAUGGCAACCGGCGUUGUCUACUUUCAUCGCUUCUACAUGUUUCACUCGUUCAAGAGCUUUCCCCGCUACGUCACUGCCUGCUGUUGCUUGUUUCUUGCUGGCAAGGUGGAGGAGACGCCCAAGAAGUGUCGGGACAUUAUUAAAACGGCACGCGGCAUACUCAACGACAACUAUUUUGUGUCCUUUGGCGACGAUCCCAAGGAGGAGGUGAUGACACUGGAGCGCAUACUACUGCAGACCAUCAAGUUUGAUCUGCAGGUGGAGCAUCCAUACACAUUUCUGCUUAAGUAUGCAAAGUGCUUCAAGGGCGAUCAGCAGAAGCUGCAAAAAAUGGUACAAAUGGCGUGGAAUUUUGUUAACGACUCACUCAGCACGGUGGUGUGUCUGCAGUGGGAGCCUGAGAUCAUAGCGGUGGCGCUUAUACAUCUGGCCAGCAAGUUGAGCAAGUUCACUGUGCUGGAUUGGCUGGGCAGACAGCCGCAGCAUCAGCGCUGGUGGGACAUGUUCGUAUCGAAUGUUACCAUGGAGAUACUCGAGGAUAUAUGCCAUCAGGUGCUGGAUCUCUAUCAAUCGACGCAAAAGGAAGGCCAAGAACCCAACAGUCCGCCGCAGAAACCGCCGAGCCGCGCGGACAGUCCCAACUCCAUUUUGAAAACGCUAAAUUCCAGCCUUGAGUGCACGCCAGCGUCACAGCCCAAUGGCAUUGAGCUGAACAACAUACAAAGCAUCAAAUCGUUGGCUAAUGCUGUGCCGCUUGCGGCUAUAUCCAUACCGCCGCCCAAUGAUCCACUGGCGCCAGUGGGCAAUAUGAUAGGCGCACUGCCACCGUCGGCUAAUAUGAACAGCAAUGCUGGCAAUUAUCACAUGUACCAUGCUCCGCCUCCACCACCACCGCCAGUUGUGCCUAUGCAGCCAUAUGCAACGAAUGCCUGGACGCAGCAACCGCCGCCGCCCGCACAUUACGCCGCAGCCGCACCACCGCCACCAAUGCCGCCCAACAUGGGCGGUGGCUCAGCUGGUGGCGGUGCGCAGGGCUAUUAUAAUUCGGGACGCCAGCAGCAGCAGCAGCAGCAGUCACAGCAACGCUAUUAACAGUUGUAAAAUUCAUUGUUCAUAAUAAAUAAUAUUAAUAAAGCGUAAUUUUUAUUAAAUCAACAUUAUUCUCACCGCGCGUUCACGUAGUCCGGGGAGUUUGGGAGCAACCUAGGCCAGACGCAUGGGAUAAUGAGCAUGAAUUUGUAUUUUGUGACGUUUAUACGACUAAACUAAUCGUGAUUAAGCUCCAUUAAUGGCGUAAUUUAAAUUGUGCUUAAUUUUUUUAAAGGGUUUACAAUUCGAGUUGCGAAUUUCGUCAAAAAAUUUAAACUGAUCUUAAACUUGCGGUAAUACUAAGCUUAAAUAUAAUUUUGUUAUUAAUCACGAUUAGUGCUUGUGCGUAUAAACAAAUGUUUGACUGUGUGUGUUUGUUUUGAUGUUUGUGCUUAUGCAUGAGAAUUUACUUGGCUACUUAAUGUUUACAUGUUCGUUAAGUAAUUUAGAGUAUAAGCUAGGCUAUAUACGCUUUUUAUAAAUGUUUAUAUAAUAUAUAAAGAUUGUGAUAUAUAUCAGUGGGCG
Drosophila busckii is the source of this 1845-nucleotide messenger RNA. Its product is annotated as cyclin-K. The transcript has a single exon. Gene Ontology annotation, biological process: regulation of transcription by RNA polymerase II; positive regulation of DNA-templated transcription, elongation. Gene Ontology annotation, cellular component: nucleus; cyclin/CDK positive transcription elongation factor complex. Lineage: Eukaryota; Metazoa; Arthropoda; Insecta; Diptera; Drosophilidae. Gene Ontology annotation, molecular function: cyclin-dependent protein serine/threonine kinase activator activity. The record is from RefSeq and is a predicted model, not a curated record. The coding region runs from base 82 to 1323 and encodes 413 amino acids.